Molecule: messenger RNA, 1437 nt
Organism: Rotaria sordida
Lineage: Eukaryota; Metazoa; Rotifera; Eurotatoria; Philodinida; Philodinidae
Source: the annotation of a GenBank genome assembly
AUGUUGCCUCGUUCAACAGCUUUAUUACAAUCAAUUUCACAAAAUCGAUCAGAUAUAUUUUUAACUUCAACUAUAGUUCAACAAUUAAUGUUUAAUACAACACUAAAUAUUGUAUCAUCAGAUAUUAAUGAUAAUCCUCAAUUUGAUGAAGACAAUGGUAAUAGUUCACUUGUUCAUUAUAGAAUGCUUUAUCGUAAUUAUCAUGGUUUUAUAUCGAGUAUUGUAUGUAUAUUUGGUUUAACAUGUAAUUUAUUUAAUAUUAUUGUUUUAACUCGUCCAUUGAUGCGUUCAUCAACAAAUACGAUUUUAACAUCAUUAGCUUUAUCAGAUUUACUUAAAAUGUUAUUUGUUUUACCAGCAGUUAUUAUUUUUUAUUGUUUACCAAAAGAUGAAGCUAAAAGUGAACCUGAUCCAACAUCAUAUUUUCAAGUUAGAUUUUAUAUGAUACAAAUGUUAUUUACAUUAACAUUACAUUGUAUUAGUACAUGGUUAACUGUAUAUCUUGCUGCUUUCCGUUAUGUAUUUCUCAGUUGUAAAACUUUAACUGCUUAUGCAUUAUCACCAGAACGUGCUUUUAUUGGUGUUAUUAUUGUUGCUAUAUUAACAACAAUUCUUUGUAUUCCAUCUUAUAUAGAACAUCAUAUUGUUAAAGGCUAUUAUAAUGAUACACAAUCAAUAUCAAAUAAUUCCAAGAUAAUAGUCGCUUAUCGUUUUGAAGAAACACCAUUUAGUCAAUCAUUAUCAUUACGUGAUACUGUUUUUGUGUUACAUGGUGUUAUAUUUAAAUUAAUGCCAUGUAUAUUUAUACUUUUAUUUAGUUUUUUAUUAAUACAACAAUUACGUAAUGCAUUAGAAAAAUCACAAUUAUUAGAAAGACAUUCAAUAACAAACACAACUAAAUCAAAAACUAAUGGACGUUUACGUAGUCGAAGACGUGAGAAAGAAAAUCGUCGUACAACAUUAAUGUUAGUUAUUGUUUGUGUUUUAUUUCUUAUUACAGAAUUACCACAAGGUGCAAUAUUAUUAUUAACAAUUUCAUCAAAAAAUUAUUCAACAUAUUAUUUUCAAAUUUAUCGAAAUCUCGGUGAUACAUUUGAUAUAUUAGCUUUAAUAAAUAAUUCAGUUAAUUUUAUUCUUUAUUGUUUGAUGUCACAAGCAUUUCGUGACACAUUUAAACAAACAUUUUGUUUUUGUCAAAAAUUUGAUCUUCAACAAUCGACAAUAUCAUUUUCAAAAUUUACAAUAAGAAGACAUAGAAAAAAACAUUCAAAUCAAUCUGUAACAUAUGAAAUUAUUACAACACAUAAUAGUUCUCAAAAUUGUCAAACACAUUUAGCACCAAUUGUCAAGUCUUUAUCUGAUAGUUCAACUAAAAAACUGAAACAAACUUCAAAUACCUUAGAGCUUUUUCAUCAUGCUAAAUCAGCUUCAUUAUAA